Messenger RNA from Zea mays, 555 nucleotides. Its product is annotated as bifunctional nuclease 2. Lineage: Eukaryota; Viridiplantae; Streptophyta; Magnoliopsida; Poales; Poaceae. The record is from RefSeq and is a predicted model, not a curated record. Gene Ontology annotation, biological process: protein ubiquitination. The transcript is spliced from 2 exons. The coding region runs from base 85 to 555 and encodes 156 amino acids. Gene Ontology annotation, cellular component: nucleus; VCB complex.
UGAGGUCACUUGGUUAUUCCUGCACAACAUUAUCUGGACACGGAUAUUUAUUUAUUUGUUCCAUUUUUUCAUGGAGGCAGAUUGAUGGCGAUGGAGGUACCUGUUUUCUGCCGUCCUGCAAUGCAAGUGAAACUGCCUGCUGCUGCGCUGAUCAACAACUCCCUGACCAAAUCUGGGCAGCUUGGGACUGCAUUGUUUGGUGCCAUUUCAAAAUACAGAAACAUUUCAAGAUUCAUUUCUCUCAUCUCUCAAACAUCUACGAAGAACAUAGGUCCAUGUUGUAGCUUCAGCUCGUCUUCUGAUGGUAAUGGAUACAUGGCUGGAAACUCUAGCGAGAGUGAUGAAGACUAUGUUAAUUCUACUGUGCUAGAAGCAGUUGAGGUGAGAAGUGGGUCAGAAGGAUAUGUGAUAAAGAUGCGAGAUGGAAAGAACUUGUGUUGUGUCCAUAGUAAUUUUCAAGGGAGAAAUAUUCCAGAGAGUGCACCACAACCUGCUAUUGUUUUGAGGAUUGAAGAUGGAAGCAGAACUUUACUCCUAAUCAUUGUUUGUACGUAA